This is a messenger RNA of Trametes versicolor FP-101664 SS1, 1083 nucleotides long. RefSeq lists its product as uncharacterized. The transcript has a single exon. Gene Ontology annotation, molecular function: nucleic acid binding; RNA-DNA hybrid ribonuclease activity. NCBI's taxonomy places the organism in Eukaryota, Fungi, Basidiomycota, Agaricomycetes, Polyporales, Polyporaceae. The record is from RefSeq and is a predicted model, not a curated record. Bases 1 to 1083 code for a protein of 360 amino acids.
AUGCACGUCGUAAGUGACUCGACGUAUGUCGUUGACGGGCUGACGAAGCACCUGCACAACUGGGAACGGGACGGAUGGAUAGGUGUUGCAAACGCACCAGUCAUCAAGGAAGUAGUUGCCUUGCUGCGCUCGAGGUCCGCAGUCACCACCUUCCGCUGGGUUAAAGGCCACGCGAAGACGAAAGGAAACAACGAGGCUGAUCGCCUUGCGGGUGCGGGUGCGCUGCUGGAGAGACAGCUCCGGCCGGUGCAUCUGCCCCCUCCCCAGAAGUACAGCGUGGAGGGCGCGUACCUACCGACUCUUACCCAAAAGCUAGCCUACAAGGGAAUCAGAGGGUGGAAGCCUGCGGGGGAGCGCCGGGCGACUGUAAGGGUAACUGAGCAAGUCUUGGCAGCACUGAGAGAUGCAGCGGGACUCACGCCGACACCUUCCGCGCUCUGGACCUUGCUGAGAAGUCAUGUCAUCGCGAAAAAGGUCCGAGACUUCCUGUGGAAGGUCUUGCAUGACUCGUUGAGGAUCGGCAACUACUGGACGAACAUACCUGGGUAUGAGGACCGUGCAACUUGCUCGGCUUGCGGGGUUGUUGAGACGUCUGACCAUAUACUGUCAGAGUGCUCUGCGGCUGGCCAAGGAGCUGCCUGGCGAGCGGCGGCCGCCCUGCUUCGGGGCCGUGGCCUGGAGAUCCUCCCCAUAACCCGAGCGCACACGCACGGGGGCCAUGCGUACACUGUAACUGACGAGAACGGAGACUUGUGUCCUGGAGCGACAAGACUCGCGAGAAUCGUCCUGACGGAGACAGCGUACCUAGUGUGGGUGCUCCGAUGCGAGCGUGUCAUCGGAAGAGCGGGGCAGGGGGAGGACCGCGUCACGGAUGACAUGGUACGAGCCCGCUGGCUGUGGACGAUCAACAAGCGCUUCUGCAUGGACCGGGCGCUCAUGUCCAAGGCGAGGGCGGGUAGAAUGCACGUACCACCGGAGACGGUGGUAGACACCUGGACUGGCACGCUGAAGAAUGAGUCGAAGCUUCCUACUGACUGGAUAGACAUACCGGAGGUUUUAGUGGGUAUGCCGCCUACCGACUAA